AGAAGUAAGGGUUUUGGUUGUUACCUCCCAUCCUGAGCACUCCGGUGCAUCAUGGAGGCUGUGGUGAGAGUAAAGAAAUCGCUGAGGACACCCAUUAGGAAGCUGACCGGCUGUGUGUCGGGGGUGAAGGAGAGGAAGUUGUGUGCCAGACGCAGGGACAGGAGGGGCAGAGGUGGGAGAGGAAGCGGAGGAUGCAACAGGUUGGGGAGGACCCCUCCUCUCCGAGCUGCACACCCCAAAGAUCCGUCAAUCAUCCGAUCAUACCAGGCAGACCUGGAGAAGGAGAGGAAGCUGCGGGAAGAAAUGAACGCUCAGAAGAAUGCAGAGAGAGCUGCUAUGAGAGCUCACUUCAGGAGAAAAUAUCAGCUGUCUGAGAACUCCAAGGACACAAACCACCUGAGGUCUGUUGGGGGGAAAGUGUCGCUCCCCCACAAGCUGUUGAAGAUCGUUCAUCCUGAAACCAAAACCAAGGACAAUGGCUUCAACCUGCUGAGUGCCUUUCAAGGCCUCAGUUUUGGCACAGCAGCACUCACAGGGGGGAAACACAGCAAGACGUCCACUCUUGCACAAGAAAGUUGGGCCUCUUGUAAAGUCAUGUGAUCAGGGGAGAGCGGGGUGAGUUGAGCCAGUUUUUACUUGAGGUGUCUUUAAAGUGAACACAUGGCAGUAAUGUCUCCAACUAAAAUAUGUAAUAUAUAUCAGGAUGUGGUGCAUCCCUGGGAAUAAUCACUAUGUAACUAAAAUACACUGUUUUCAAAAUAUGACUUUCCAAAAGAAAGUGCCCCUCUUGGCUCAACUUGACCCCAGUGAGGGGUAAGUAGAGCCUAGGGAGAGGAUAAGGUAUGCCACAUGGGGGUCAGGGACAUCAGUGUAAUUUUGACGUGCCCAACUCAAAUGCCAGUUCAUGUAUUGACUUCCCAUUAUGUAUAUAUAUAAAUGCAUGGAGUGAUGGUUUUAUUUUGGUGAUAAAAUAUAAUAAUGCAAUGUAGAAUUACACAAUAAUCAUGACUCCUUGAACAUAAAAAUCUAUCACUUAUUUCAUGGGCCUCUCUCCAUCACAGAGUGAGUAAAAUGGAUGACUUUUCAAAAAUGUGUCGUCACAUGACCAAUUUUAGUUAUGGGUACUGAGAAACAAGGGGUGGCUCAACUUCCCCACAGGCUCAUAUCAUCCCUCUCUCCUCUAUGUCAUCACAGGGACCAUCAGUACUAUACACCGCCUUCUGAUUGUGCUAGUUGUUAAAAGAAAUGCAGGGCAAAUACCCUCAUACAUAACUACUGCUUAAAAUCUUACAUCAGACUCAGUCCAAUCAUCUCUGUCACACACAAUGAAACCAUGUUAUUGACACUGUCUUUUUGUACUUAUUUUUUCUUCUUCUUUGUAGCAAUAGCAGUGUUUAACUGUCAGAUAAUUUAAUAUCUCAUAUAAACAAUGAACCAAAUAUUAAUUGAAGUGGGUUGAGAAUGUGAUCAAACCUGUAAAUGUAAUGAAUUAAAUGUAUACAUACACCAGUCAGUGAAAGCUAACUCACAAGUGAUGUUAUAUUUUGUUUUAACUGAUACAAUAAUGAUAUUGAUUAAUAAAACAAUGACUCAAGUUAACAUUGUUAUUGUUCUUAGAGGUGUUGGGGGUCAAUAAAAUCAUUACAUGAUCAGUUAAAUAAUCAGUAAUACUCUUUUGUUAAUGAGAUUCAUAAUUAGGUUUUCACAUUUUCUGUCAACUGUUCAUCACAUUUGCUCCCCAUUUAGAUCCUCAUUUAGUUAUAUUCUAAUUACUCAUUAGUUUAUAAUAUACAUAAUAAAAUAUAGAAGCUACUGUAGCUAAUUUCUUCUUACAAGGCUAUCUCAUCUCUCUAAAUUUAGAGAGAUGUGACAUUUAGAGUCGAAAUGAUAUAGAUCCAGUUGGGCGAUCUAUAUACACAAGUAAGGAACCUCAGGGCGACAUGUUGACGUUUUGUCACACAUUCACAGAAGUAAUGAAAUAACAUCCAGUGUACUCAUUUUGUAUAUUUGAUUAACUGAGAAAAUGUUUUUUUGUUGUUAUUUGUGUGUACAUGAGCCAAAUUGUAUCUGUAAUGUAUAUGAGCCAAGUUUUAAGCCAUUAGUUUCUUGAUUGUCAUUGAGUUGAUAAUGGUGAGAAAAUAGUCUUAAGGUGCCUAAUCAAAGGUUUUUAUACAAGAGGAAGCAGAAACCCUACAAAAUAAUAUAGAGUAGUCGACAGUCAUGGUCUUUUUUUGUUUUGUUGGAUAGCUGUGUCAAAAACCUAUAAUAAAGACAUGUUUGACCA
Messenger RNA from Micropterus dolomieu (smallmouth bass), 2284 nucleotides. RefSeq names its product complexin-3-like. Lineage: Eukaryota; Metazoa; Chordata; Actinopteri; Centrarchiformes; Centrarchidae. Gene Ontology annotation, molecular function: syntaxin binding. The coding region runs from base 52 to 600 and encodes 182 amino acids. The transcript has 3 exons. Gene Ontology annotation, cellular component: terminal bouton; SNARE complex. Gene Ontology annotation, biological process: synaptic vesicle exocytosis; regulation of neurotransmitter secretion; neurotransmitter transport. The record is from RefSeq and is a predicted model, not a curated record.